AUGAAUAGAUACUCUUUGAAUGUUUACCAAGUAGUUUGCUUGGUUAUUGGUUUGUGUUGUGUCUGGUGUAGUUCUGGUGAGAAUUCAAAUGAGAUGGAGUUGUUUGGUCCAUCUAAAGACGUUGCGUUAGAUAUAGAUAGUCAAGUAGAAUCGGUCUCUGCUGAGAUAACCAAUGCAAUAGACGAGCUGAAAGACUUAAGGGAUAUACAAUCAAUACGAAUACAUCUAAUAAGGCAGGGCCAACCGGGCCUCAUGAAACAACAGCAUUAUAAGGGCUUGAAGUCAAUCCAAAGCAAUCCCAGCUGCCUUGACAAAUUAGAGGAUGUGUUCGAACAGAUGGAGAUUGAGGCGAUAUCUGUACUAGUUAAAGAAGAAUUAAUAUGGGACAGUCUUAAUAUAGCUAUCCAACAAAUGGAAGAAUGGUUAUCUGAAUGGAAGAAUACCCAGAUGCCAGAGGAGGAAUCACGAGUGGAAAGCAUAUGUAAGCUAGCAAUUAUAGCAAGACAAAUACACCAAAUUAAGAGUGACUUAAGGGGCCUACAAAAUCAAUUCCCCAAUCCAAAAAUAAGCAGAAUUGAAAUUAAUCUAAUCGCAAUAGGCGACCAAUACCAUCCUAUUGGAUUAAAAGCCCGAUUCGUUACGAUCAUGGUAAGAGAACUAAUGAAAAUAAGACCUAAUAUUACUAUAUCAGAAUGGAUUCAUCUAGAAGAAAUUAUGGAAUCAAAGAUAGAUCAACUCUUGAAAAAUGAUGAACUCAAAAGCCCCGACAGCAUAUCUAGGCUAAUUGAAGAAGCGCUAGUUUGGCUUGAUGAUACGAUUAAAGAAAUGGAAGUCAAAAGUGAAAGUGAACGUAAACAGAAGCCCACUAGUUCAGAACCCUCUAAUUCAAGAACUCAAUCAAGCAAUCCCCAAACUAACGGAUCAGGCAUGG
This is a messenger RNA of Nematocida homosporus, 931 nucleotides long. RefSeq lists its product as uncharacterized. The annotation marks the transcript as partial. The transcript has a single exon. NCBI's taxonomy places the organism in Eukaryota, Fungi, Microsporidia. The record is from RefSeq and is a predicted model, not a curated record.